Molecule: messenger RNA, 2738 nt
Organism: Opisthorchis viverrini
Lineage: Eukaryota; Metazoa; Platyhelminthes; Trematoda; Opisthorchiida; Opisthorchiidae
Exons: 17
Coding region: 63-1922 (619 amino acids)
Molecular function (GO): protein binding
Source: RefSeq, a predicted model, not a curated record
GAAAAUGUUCAUGUUUACUUCAACAAGCGACUUCUGCAUUCCUACCUUCGAGGAAAAGCAACAUGACCCCCUCGGGUACCGUCACGGGUGGAAGCAGUUCACCUGAUUCCGCAGAAUUCGGCCGCGCGGGUACACCUGAGCUAGGCGACGAAUUGAGUGAACUAGCCCCUAUAUUGGACUCAGUGCACAUGGCUCCGCAUAAGAAAAGUUCUCUUGUCGGUUCGUCCUCGCCCCUUGAUGUGAAAAAGGGAAAAGUCACAGUUCAGCGCCCUGGGGACCAGAAGGCAUAUCAAUGUGGCCCGAAUCCACGAAAGAGCAAAAAGACAGAUUCGGAUGCCCUGAAGGAAAUCCAUCGGUGCCGCGAAGAGAAUACAACCCGUCUUGAUCUGUCCAAAGGCCAGUUGCAUUCGUUGCCGCCUUCUAUCCGAGAUCUGGCCGGACACUUGCGGGAACUUUAUCUCUACUGCAACAAGCUUGUCAGUUUACCACCCGAAAUUGGUCUGCUUCCCCACUUGGAAAUUCUCAUGCUCCAAGAAAAUUCACUCAGUCGUCUGCCAGAUAGUUUGGCUGGCUGCACUAAUCUGCGCAUGCUUGAUAUUCGUCACAACAAACUGUGCGAAAUUCCUCCAGUUAUCUACAGUCUUGUGAAUCUAACUCAUCUUCUAAUGCGAUUCAAUCGAAUCCGUGUGGUUGACGAUGAUAUCAGCAAGCUCACAAAACUGCAAGUGCUUAGCGUGCGUGAGAACAAAAUCCGCAGUCUUCCCUCAAACCCCGGUAUUGAAAAACUCACGCAACUGAUGACAUUGGAUGUAUCCCACAAUCAUUUGGAACAACUACCUGAGGAAAUCCAACACUGUCAGAAAUUAACUACACUAAAUCUGCAACAUAAUGAGCUCCGGUCGCUGCCAGAAAGUAUUGGUGAGCUUCGUUUGCUUGAACGGGUGGGAUUAAGAUACAAUCACCUCGAAUGCCUUCCCGCUUCAAUGGCUCAGUGUGAUAACCUUUUGGAACUGAAUAUUGAAGGCAACAACAUUGUCCAGUUACCGGAAGGUCUCUUAGCCCACUUACGCAAACUGUCCAGCUUGGUCGUAUCGAGAAAUUACUUUAGAGCUUUCCCCCCUGGCGGUCCACAACAGUUCACCUCUAUUCAGUCUCUCAAUAUGGAUCAUAAUCAAAUAUCGAAAAUCCCAUUUGGAAUAUUUUCAAGAGCAUCCCAUUUGGCUAAACUGAACAUGAAGGAUAACCAGUUGGCCUCGCUUCCGCCCGACUUUGCCAGACGAACCACACACAGGCGACUAUCAACGGAUAUCCAUUCUCUUCGCCUGGUGACGACACUAACCCCUGAAAAUCCUGCCGCUGUCGGAAACAUUAAGAGUUGGGAGGUAUUGGUUGAAUUGAAUCUAGGCACCAAUCAGCUAACCAAACUGCCUGAUGAUGUCGAACACCUGGUCAAUCUGGAAGUAUUGAUUCUCAGCAACAACCAACUAAAGAGGAUACCUCCCACCAUCCAAGAAUUGAAGAAACUUCAGUUGCUAGAUCUGGAGGAAAAUCACUUGGAGUGUCUGCCACUGGAGAUAGGCCAGUUGUGUGAGCUUCAGCGCCUUAUUGUACAAUCUAAUCGGUUGACUGAAUUACCUCGCACCAUAGGCAUGCUUCAAAGUUUGAUCCACCUCGCUGUUGGUGAGAACGAUCUGCAGCGUUUGCCUCCGGAGAUUGGAGACCUUCAUAAGCUAGAAACAUUGUAUCUGAACGACAAUCCCAACUUGAACGAUUUGCCGACCGAACUGGGCAUGUGCUUCAGUCUACAAAUUAUGUCCAUCGAGAACUGCCCUUUAUCCCAAAUCCCUGUAGAAGUUACGGCCGGCGGACCAUCACUUGUGAUUCAGUAUCUCCGACUUCAGGGUUCGUUUAGUCAGAUCUAACCACCCGACAGCGGCUACCGUCGCACAUUCACUCAGAUCUUUUGGAGCUGUCGUCAGUCCAACACGACAGCCCAAGGGCUUUCAACUCCCUAUCGCCUGUCUGCCAACCUACUGCUUCCUUGUGUCGGUUUCCGUCUGCCAAUCCCAUUCAGUUCAUCUGUUCUCCUGGCUUCGCCUCAUCUCAACACAUCCUCCGAACCCCAUAAAUGUUCUCGGAUGAGGAUUCGAAAGCGCCUUUUGUUUUCUCACUUGUUCAGCCGCGCCAAUCUUCCUAGUCGUCAGUGAAAGAGAACGUUGCAUUUACAAUAUAACCACUCUUCUGUUACAUGCCCGAUUAACCUGCCGCCUCUACUCAUGUGUAUAACCUCCGAUUCACCAUUCACUUCUAAAUCUUGACCGUGGAGGAAGAUUGACGGGUGAUGCGUUUUUCCCACUUCUGUGCGGCUUUCUUUCAAAGUUUACUAACCUCACUACAAACCUACAUGGUAACUUUCAACCACUCUUCCGCAUGCGUACGCAUGCGUCUGAACACGCACGCACAGACACAUUCACACACGGUUUCUUUUUGUCUUACAGCCUGAUUUUUUGUAAUUCGUCCCAAUCGGUUGUUCACGCUAGAUCGAUCAACUGAAGCCCUUUUCCGGUGACUCACCCACUUCUCCAUCACACUAACUUCUCUGGGCUGAGAAUAUCACAAUUUCCACGUGCUUUUCAUCAUGGGCGUUUUUUUUAUUUUGCAUUCUUUUCUGAUUAUGUAGUAUCUGCAGCUAUUUGUGCGUGUACUUAUGACUGCAUAUUCAACGAAUCCAUCCUCCG